UUGGUGCGCCUUUCCUUUUGUUAUUCUUGUAGAGUGGGCAAAACGUUCGCCGCCGCGCCACUUUCUUCUCUUCAGUCCUAAAACCCUUCCCAACCUUGCCGCCGCCGACAUCCCUUGUUCCUUACCGCCGAAACCUCGCCCAGCGACCUGCCUCCUGCACCUGGUAAAACCUACGAACUUAUUCGAAUUGAACCGACUUGCACCGAUAAUCUAAACUAGCAUUCUAAGACUGCAAUAUCCUUUCGCUCAGCUGUCUAGAUGGAGUUUGUGAGCCCUGAAGGACUUCGCUUGGACGGUCGUCGUCCCAUGGAGAUGAGGCAAAUCCGAGCAGAAAUUGGCGCCGUUUCUAAAGCAGAUGGUUCUGCUUUAUUUGAGAUGGGUAACACCAAAGUUCUUGCUGCUGUAUAUGGUCCAAGAGAGGUUCAGAAUAGGAGUCAACAAAUGAGCAACCAAGCACUGGUGCGUUGCGAGUACACCAUGGCUAAUUUCAGUACUGGAGAUCGCAUGAGAAAACCCAAGGGUGACAGGCGAUCGACAGAGAUAUCUUUAGUCAUUCGCCAGACAAUGGAGGAAUGCAUUCUAACACAUUUAAUGCCUCGAUCUCAGAUAGAUAUUUUUGUUCAAGUUCUUCAAGCAGAUGGAGGUACCAGAUCAGCAUGUAUUAACGCUGCAACUUUGGCACUUGCUGAUGCUGGAAUUCCCAUGCGAGAUAUUGUUACUUCCUGCAGUGCUGGAUACCUUAAUAGCACUCCUCUGCUAGAUUUGAAUUAUGUAGAAGAUAGUGCUGGUGGCCCUGAUGUCACUGUUGGCUUUCUACCUAAGUUGGAUAAAGUCACUCUUCUUCAGAUGGAUUCUAAAUUACCUGUUGAUAUAUUUGAGAAUGUCAUGCAACUUGCAAUCGAGGGCUGCAAAGCCGUAGCUAAUUACAUUCGAGAGGUAAUGUUAGAGAGUACCAAAAAGCUCGAAUAUUGCCGUGGAGCAUAGCCGAACCGGUUUUCAGGCAUUCUUACACAAAGGAAGGACUCUUCAGGUGUGUUCUAACUUCAGUAAUGGACUGGAGAACUUUUCAGAAAAGAUGUCAUGUUAAGUUGGUCCCAUCUUCCAGUUUGUUGAAUUAAUCUCUUGCCCUGAUGUACAGAAGGUGUUUAGUUUUUAGCUAUAUUUAACAAAUCAAAAGCCUUCUUUAAUUAUUGCCCACAAAAUUUAUAUGAAGGGACCUUGAACAAGAAGAUAAAACAAUUGAUGCUGUAAUGAUCUUCUUAUUAUUAUAAACUGCAUUAUUAGUACCGAA
This is a messenger RNA of Cucurbita maxima (winter squash), 1291 nucleotides long. RefSeq names its product exosome complex component RRP41 homolog. The record is from RefSeq and is a predicted model, not a curated record. Bases 259 to 984 code for a protein of 241 amino acids. NCBI's taxonomy places the organism in Eukaryota, Viridiplantae, Streptophyta, Magnoliopsida, Cucurbitales, Cucurbitaceae. Gene Ontology annotation, cellular component: cytoplasmic exosome (RNase complex); nucleolus; nuclear exosome (RNase complex). The transcript has 11 exons. Gene Ontology annotation, biological process: poly(A)-dependent snoRNA 3'-end processing; nuclear mRNA surveillance; U4 snRNA 3'-end processing.